UGAAGGUGUAAGCAUGCACACUUACUGCCUGGUCUAAAUGUAAAUGAGGAAGCACAACUUCCUUCCUCACAAACAAGUUACAGUACAAGAUGGCAAUGGCAAUGCAGCUUGUCUUCUUUCUCUACAUGUUGGUUCCAAUAACAGUGUGUGAUGAUGUUUUUAAGCUGGUUAACAGUUCUGUACAACUGGACAUACAAGAACAUUUGGAUAAGUCCUCUAUUCUUUUCUGGACAUUUAAAAAAAAAGACAUUAACAUUGUGAGACAUAUUAGAAAUUCCCAGCCUAUAGUACCUGAAGAAUAUAAAGAAAGGGUGGAGUUCAAUGAGGAAACCUACAGUCUGACACUGAAGAACCUACAGAAGAAUGAUAGUGGAAUCUAUGAAGCAAAAGCAUUUGGGGAGCGCAUUGUAACUGUCGCUACGUACCAGUUAAAGGUGUUGGAUCCAGUGGAGAAACCAGUCCUUACUGCUUCUCUCCAAAGUAAUGACACCUGUAAUGUGUCUCUCACCUGUGAAGCUCAGAAUCUCUCAGUAACCUCUCACUGCUACAAUGAUAAUUGUGAUAUGAUGGAAAAGAAAACAUCUGGAGACACGUUUCCUUUCCUCUCACUGUAUGUUAGUAAAAGUUUUAUCAUUUGUAAUCAUAGCAACCCAGUGAGCUGGAAAAAUACAACUAUAGAGAUAAAACAUGUGAAAGAACUCUGCCCUCCUGAAGGUGUAAGCAUGCACACUUACUGCCUGGUCUAAAUGUAAAUGUAAGAGAAUGUACCUUCUAUAUUAAUGUACUAUUACUAAUUGAUAUUUGUGGUAUGAUUACAUGAUUAAGAUUGAACAUAUCUUCCUCUCCAUGCUAUGCUGUUCCUCACCAACCCUCUUCCCUAUGUUGUAUCACGCUGUCCGGAUCUCACCCUCAUUCCUUAGAAAUUCUAGAGCAUAGGUCACUAACAGGCGGACCGCGGACCGGGUCCAGACCCAGAAGCUGUCCAAUCCGGACCCGGACCUACAGCCAAAACAAAAGGUUAUGAUUUAAAACUUGACGAAGCGCUUCUAUUUUAACGGCGCAGCUUUUGCAGUCUUUACGGUAAAGGUAGUGGAAACGCACAGACCAAUCAAGUCUGUGCGUUCCUGAAGUAAACACUGCGACUCAACAGUGCAAGACAGAUGAGAGAGAAUUAGAGUAAAGUUACACAUGAAAGAAAGAUAGCGAUACAUGUAGAAAACAAAGGGAGAGAAACAGACGAGUGAGACGGAGAAAGGGAGAGAAACAGACGAGUGAGACGGAGACUGAUUUCUGUUCACACUUCAUCAGUGUGUCUCAUAUUAAAAGUGACAAUGUGAAACGCCAUUAUGAGACCAAAUAUAAAGGAUUUGAACAAACAUAUCCACUCAAAUCUGAAGACAGCGUCCCUGAGACAGCUUUCCCAGGUCUGAGGGAGGUAGCCCUAUAAAUCCUGACCAUGUUUGGCUCUACAUACAACUGCGAGGCAGCUUUCUCUACAAUGUACAUAAUCCAAAAUAAAUAUGGUUCUAGGCUCACUAAUGAGCACCUCCACAUGUAUGAGAACGGCCCUGACUCCAUUCAAGCCCAGGUUUAAACCUAACCCAAGCCAAGCUAGACCUCAGUUCUCUCACUGAGAUAUAAAAGGGAAAGUUAAGCACUUUAUUUAAACAUACACGAUUUUCACAUUUUAUUUAUUUUCUCUUAUUUUUAAAUGUAGCCCUACUUUUAUUUAUUUAAUGAGAGAACGUUAUGCAUAUCUGCAAUCAUAUAUAUGUUCAGUUCUAUGUUAUGUGACAAUAAAUAUUGUCAAAAGGUUUUUAAAUUGCACUGAAUUUAUUUGAUUUGACAAUCAGAUGUUGAUACAACUACUAGGCUACUAGAGUGUCAUUUUAAAGGGCAUGAUACUUGUGUAGGGUUAAAGUAUUCCUGUGUAUAAAUAGAUUAUGUCUCAUGAAGCCUGUUUCUUUCUGCCUGUCCCUUUUAAUGCCCCUUUUAAUGUCUCUAGGCUAUAUUUAAUACCUCCCUAAUAAAAUAAAUGAAAGUAUUUCUUUUCUUAGUGUAUAAACACAUUGAAAAACCUGCUGCUUUAUUUCCAGAAAAUAAAAUUCCUAUCAUCUUUUCUCAUUUUUUUGUCAUGGACCAUUUUAUAUACACAAACAGACCAUAUUACAGUGUGAUGCCCAAUUUUAAAAGAUGAAAUUGUCUUCCUCGAUGAUGGCAAACCUUUUUUAACCUUUUACAAACGAGAAUAUAAUUUUUACUGACUAACUUAAAUAAUUUAUUUGUCAGGAGAAUGUGGACUUUUUUCUCUGUUCACUAUGUUCUCGUGCCAGACCACUAGAGGGCAGCCCUGCACGACCCUUCUGUUGUGUGAUUAAAUUCAUCAGUUUAUGAUGUUCACCUGUUUUGUGAUGUUUAAUUAGAUACCUGAUUUAACCUCUUUGUCUCACUAUGUCUUUGUGAAGCUUCUGUUGAUGUCAGUAUAUUUUUGUGCCUAUCUUUGACCCAGUUUUUGUGUAUUCCUGACUCUAGUGUUUGUUUUCUGUUUCUUAAUCUAGUAGUUUCUCUUGCACUGUAAAUAAAUCUCUUCGGCACCUGA
Messenger RNA from Tachysurus vachellii, 2599 nucleotides. Its product is annotated as CD48 antigen-like. Lineage: Eukaryota; Metazoa; Chordata; Actinopteri; Siluriformes; Bagridae. Bases 90 to 746 code for a protein of 218 amino acids. The transcript has 4 exons. The record is from RefSeq and is a predicted model, not a curated record.